This is a messenger RNA of Hyla sarda, 2382 nucleotides long. It is a transcript of the gene RBPMS2, whose product is annotated as RNA binding protein, mRNA processing factor 2. Gene Ontology annotation, biological process: negative regulation of smooth muscle cell differentiation. The coding region runs from base 859 to 1452 and encodes 197 amino acids. NCBI's taxonomy places the organism in Eukaryota, Metazoa, Chordata, Amphibia, Anura, Hylidae. The transcript has 8 exons. The record is from RefSeq and is a predicted model, not a curated record. Gene Ontology annotation, molecular function: mRNA binding; protein homodimerization activity.
UCCCCAGUGACAUCACCUCAGGACUGACUUCCCCAGUGACAUCACCUCAGGACUGACUGACUUCCCCAGUGACAUCACCUCAGGACUGACUGACUUCCCCAGUGACAUCACCUCAGGACUGACUGACUUCCCCAGUGACAUCACCUCAGGACUUAGCCCGUUAGGGCUCCUUUAUUUCUUCAUACAUAUGGCCAAGUCCUGAGGUGAUUUUUUUGGGGGAAGUCAGUCAGUCCGUCCCUCUGGAGCUGCGUUGGUCCCGUUUUUCACCACUGACAUCUCUACAGCGCGAGUUUAUCAAACUUUUCUUAAAGUUUUUCCUUUCUUUGUUUUCGCGAGAAAAAAAAAAAAAGAGAGAGAGAGAGAGAGAGGCCCAGCGUUUGGUCAUGAGGACAGGAUUCGCUGUUUGUUCUCCCAUGAUAGUGAGGGAGGAGGACAAGCAGCUGAUCCCACUCGUAGCAUCACCCGGCACAGCCUCCCUCCCAGCCUCUCCUCCUAAUUGAUGAGCCUCCAUGCCUGUCCUGCGCCUCACUCCCCCUCCUUAAUUAAGCUUUCUCUUCAGGAAGGGGUGGUAUAAAGAGCAGUCCUCCCUCCACAACUCUCCUGCACUCUCCCACCUAAGCACUCACAGAUACACCUCUCCCACUGCCUACAUAGCGCAUCACCAGCACCGGGCACCCACACACCACAUCAAACUUCUACUUCCCGGGAGUUGGGCACAAGCUCUUCCAACUUUAGGCUCCAGUCACCACAAGUUCUGCAGCACAGGGGAAAGCAGGGGCACAAUCUCUAGUGUAACAGGGGAACCCACCAUUUGCAGCCGUGGACUCUGCCGAGGAAUCAGCUGUUGGUCUAUACACCAUGAGUACUCUAAAGCCUGACACUGAACACAACAACAACAUAGAAGAAGAGGUCAGAACACUCUUUGUCAGUGGUCUUCCAAUAGACAUAAAACCCAGGGAACUCUACUUACUGUUUCGUCCAUUUAAGGGUUAUGAAGGAUCACUGAUCAAGCUAACCUCAAAACAGCCCGUAGGCUUUGUCACUUUUGAUAACCGGGCCGGUGCAGAAGCUGCAAAAAGUGCCUUAAAUGGUAUCCGUUUUGAUCCAGAGAACCCACAGACCCUAAGACUAGAGUUUGCAAAGGCCAACACAAAGAUGGCAAAGAACAAAUUAAUGGCUACACCUAACCCCACAAACCUCCACCCUGCACUUGGAGCACACUUCAUUGCACGAGAUCCAUAUGACCUAACAGGUGCUGCACUUAUUCCAGCCUCACCAGAAGCUUGGUCUCCCUAUCCACUGUACACUACAGAACUGGCACCAGCAAUCCCUCAUGCUGCAUUUACAUACCCAGCGGCAGCUGCCGCAGCAGCAGCACUCCAUGCACAGAUGCGUUGGUAUCCACCAUCUGAAGCUACUCAGCAAGGUUGGAAAUCUCGCCAGUUCUGCUAGGUUUUUGGAUUGAAACCCCUUCAAUGGCUUUUUUUUUUUUUUGGUUUUUUCUUCAUGAAGUGAUGUACCAGGCAUGAACAUGUAGUGUUCUCUGAACAUUGUAUUUCUCUAUAUAUGCCUCCGAAUGUUUGGUUCAGCUCUACCAUCAUGGAGUUUACAAACCAAUCCCUUGCAAUAAUUCUGUGGAAUAUUAAUCUGCUGGGUAACCUUAACUUGGUCUAAAUUAAGCAACCAAUGUUUCUUUGAAACUGUGGUAGAACAAGGUAUAGUUGAGAAGGCCAUGCCCUGUUCCCCUCUGUAGCUAUCAAAUUCAUUAUUUUUAUAUUCUUGUUGCAUGCAUUUUUUUUUUUCCUCUGGCAUGGAAUUUACUAUUUAAGUGUGGUAUAGAUCUACUGCUUGUGUACCAGUUUAGGAAGGUCUGCCUUGUGAUCUUCUUGAUCUAGUCAUGCGUCUACUGUGCUGCUCAUUCCACCACCUCAAAUACAGUCUAGAAGUCUUCUAACCUGGUCUUUAACUUUACACUUUCAUUGGAGAGUCUGUUUUUGCCAAAUAAUGCAACCUUAUGGGGAAAUGGAGCAAAAGUACCAGUAUUUUUGUAACUUGUUUAAUAAGGAAAUAUUUAUGCAUCAUGUGUUUUGUUUUGUGUGGUAUUAAUUAUUAAAAGAAUAUAUUAAUCUGUCAUAAGUUAAUGUUCAGUUAAAGAGCUCAGAGAUUAUGGUUUGUCUACUGUACUCUAUGAACAAUUGUGCAAUUUUGUUUUGCUGCAGUCUACUGCUUGGUAGUGAUGUGUUCAGUAUUAUGAAAGGUCUCCUUGUAUGGAGAAGUUUCUCUAAUGAUUCUAUGAGAAUGUGAUACUGGAUAAAAUAUAAACUAUUUAAGAAGUGUUUGUGUAAAUUUCAAAUUUCUGAACAAUUAAAGCAAUUGAAAAUC